This is a messenger RNA of Thalassophryne amazonica, 1888 nucleotides long. RefSeq names its product complement component 8, alpha polypeptide (gene c8a). Gene Ontology annotation, cellular component: membrane attack complex. Gene Ontology annotation, biological process: immune response. NCBI's taxonomy places the organism in Eukaryota, Metazoa, Chordata, Actinopteri, Batrachoidiformes, Batrachoididae. Gene Ontology annotation, molecular function: protein binding. The record is from RefSeq and is a predicted model, not a curated record. The transcript is spliced from 11 exons. The coding region runs from base 11 to 1789 and encodes 592 amino acids.
GUCCUCCACUAUGGGCCUGUUUAUUCAUGUUCUGUUGGGUUUAUGCACAUUACAGCUCUUUAUCAAUUUUGGCACAAUUGUAGAUGCAUCUGUAGGACCAUGGACAUUUUUUGGGACUGGUAACAGAGAUGUCAAGAGACCAGAUCCUAUCAGCUGUCGGCUGGGAAAGUGGUCACCGUGGAGUCCUUGUAACUCCUGCACAGACAAAAAGUUCCGUUUUCGAUUCAUUGAGCAGCCAUCACAAUUUGGUGGCACGGAGUGUGUUGAAACACUGUGGGAGAAGCUGGCCUGUCCAACAGCAACUACACCGUGUUUAGUACCAGAAUACUGUGGAGAGAGCUUCACCUGUAACGAAACGGGACGCUGCAUCGAUCAGUCUCUUCUCUGUAAUGGAGAGUCAGACUGUGAUGAUUAUUCAGAUGAGGACGGCUGUGAAGAGGUCAGUGAGAGGAGAGACAAGUGUUCCACCCUCCUGUUGAUCCCUGGGGCAGAGUGUGGUACUCAGGGAUACAACACCUUGACUGGAGAGUUUGUGAAUCGCGUUGUUGACCCAAACUACUUUGGAGGAGCUUGUGAAUAUGUUUAUAAUGGUGAAUGGAGGAAAUUCAUGUACGACUCAUUGUGUGAGAACCUGCACUACAAUGAAGAUGACAAAAACUACCGGAAACCCUACAACUACCAUACUUACCAUUUUGUGGCUCAAGCUACUUCAGAGGGCUCUCAUGAAUACUAUGAGGAUGUACUGACUCUACUGAAUGCAAGGAAAACUGAAAGAUCUUCCAAUACUGGUGUCACAGUUGGGAUCCAAUAUUUGCAAUUGGGAGUGAGUGCAAGUGCGGAAAAUAUGUUUCUCACAAACAUAACACGGCAUAAAAGCCAGGACCUGGGCUUCAUCAGGCUUGAAUCCAAAGUGCAAACAGCCCAGUUCAAAAUGAGAAGUGAAAAACUGAUGCUGCAUGAAGAUUUCUACAUGUCACUCAUGGAGCUACCAGAGCAAUAUGACUUUGGGAGAUACUCCCACUUCUUCAGUACAUUUGGCACCCAUUAUGUCACAGAGGGAAGUAUGGGAGGGACGCUGGAAUACGUUGUGGUGGUCAACAAAACAUCCAUGGCGAACUCUAAACUCACUGGUGAACAAGUUGGCAGUUGUCUUGGAGGGUCCAUUGGCAUCAGCAAUCCACUCGGAAGUUACGGAACAUUGGAUCUCACAGUGGGAGGCCAAUCAUGCAAGAAAACUGGAUCAGUUGAUCAAAGCAAACACCCUAGUUCAUCUGUCAUUGAGGACGUUGUUACUCUGGUGAAAGGUGGAGUGACAGACAGCAGCAUUGGUGUGCUGGCCAUCAGGGACCCUGACACCUACAGGAAGUGGGGCGCGAGCCUAAAAUACAGCCCAACACUCAUUGAUUUUGAGACCAUGCCGAUCUAUGAGCUCGUACGUCUCAGUACAUCUGCUGAUCAUGUAGGCGCCAGACUGGCCAACUUGCGGAGGGGAUGGGAUGAGUAUCUGCAGCAGUUCCACUCCUGCCGCUGCGCCCCCUGCAGGCACAAUGGGAUCCCUGUCUUGACGGGCACCUCCUGCAGCUGCCUGUGCCGCUCAGGCUACCAGGGCCAGGCCUGUGAAGAAACCAUGAGAAGAGAUACAAAGACAGACGGCUCAUGGUCCUGUUGGGGUGGCUGGUCUUCCUGUGCUUCUGGGACAAAGACUCGGACAAGAGCUUGUAAUAACCCGCCACCUCACGGAGGUGGGGUGACCUGCUUGGGUUCCUCCUCUCAGACACGGCCCUGUUGAAGGUGCCUUCCUGAGGACAAGAAUACCUGCUGAGUUUUGUAUUUUUAAAUUCUGUAAAAUCUGCUCAUUUGCUGUCUUUAAGUAUGAUGUCAACAGCAC